Molecule: messenger RNA, 2115 nt
Organism: Oncorhynchus masou masou (cherry salmon)
Lineage: Eukaryota; Metazoa; Chordata; Actinopteri; Salmoniformes; Salmonidae
Product: serine-rich adhesin for platelets-like
Exons: 2
Source: RefSeq, a predicted model, not a curated record
AUGGAGGGGAAAUAUCAGCAUAUGAAGACAUUGUCUACCUGCCACCCCACAUCCUCAUCCUCAUCCUCAUCCACAACCACAUCCUCAUCCACAUCGUCAUCCACAUCCACAUCCUCAUCCACAACCACAUCCUCAUCCACAUCCACAUCCACAUCCUUAUCCACAACCAAAUCCUCAUCCACAACUACAACCACAACCACAGGCACAUCCUCAUCCACAACCACAUCCUCAUCCAAAUCCACAUCCACAACCACAUCAUCAUCCUCAUCCACAUCCUCAUUCACAUCCUCAUCCACAACCACAACCUCAUCCACAACCGCAAACACAUCCUCAUCCACAACCACAGGCACAUCCACAUCCUCAUCCACAUCCACAGGCACAUCAACAUCCUCAUCCACAUCCACAACCACAUCCACAUUUUCAUCCACAACCACAUCCAAAUCCUCAUCCAUAUCCACAUCCACAUCCUCAUCCACAACCACAACCACAUCCACAUCCUCAUCCACAUCCUUAUCCUCAUACACAUACACAUCCUUAUCCUCAUCCACAUCCACAUCCACAUCCUCUUCCACAUCCACAACCACAUCCUCAUCCACAUCCGCAUCCUUAUCCACAACCACAUCCACAUCCACAACCACAACCACAGGCACAUCCACAUCCUCAUCCACAUCCACAUUCACAACUACAUCCUCAUCCUCAUCCACAUCCACAUCCUCAUCCAAGACUUCAUCCACAUUCACAUCCUCAUCCACAUCCACAUCCUUAUCCACAACCACAUCCUCAUCCACAUCCUCAUCCACAUCCACAUCCUCAUCCACAACUUCAUCCACAUCCACAUCCUCAUCCACAUCCUCAUCCACAUCCACAUCCUUAUCCACAACCACAUCCUCAUCCACAUCCACAACCACAUCCUCACCCUCAUCCACAUCCACAUCCACAACCACAUCCUCAUCCAUAUCCACAUCAUCAUCCACAACCACAUACUCAUCCACAUCCGCAUCCUUAUCCAUAACCACAUCCACAUCCUCAUCCAAAACCACAACCACAGGCACAUCCUCAUCCACAUCCUCAUCCACAUCCACAUCCGCAUCCACAUCCACAACCACAACCACAUCCUCAUCCACAACUGCAUCCUUAUGCACAACCACAUCCACAUCCUCAUCCACAACCACAUCCUCAUCCACAUCCACAUCCUCAUCCACAUCCUCACCCUCAUCCACAACCACAUCCUCGUCCACAACCACAACCAUAACCACAGGCACAUCCUCAUCCUCAUCCACAACCACAGGCACAUCCACAACCACAUCCUCAUCCACAUCCACAACCACAACCACAUCCUCAUCCAUAUCCACAUCAUCAUCCUCAACCACAUCCUCAUCCACAUCCUCAUCCACAUCCACAUCCACAACCACAUCCUCAUCAUCAUCCACAACCACAUCCUCAUCCACAACCACAUACUCAACCUCAUCCACAACCACAUCCUCAUCCACAUCCACAUCCUCAUCCACAACCACAUCCUCACCCUCAUCCACAUCCUCAUCCACAUCCACAACCACAUCCUCAUCCAUAUCCACAUCAUCAUCCUCAACCACAUCCUCAUCCACAUCCUCAUCCACAUCCACAACCACAUCCACAACCACAUCCUCAUCCUCAUCCACAACCACAUCCUCAUCAUCAUCCACAUCCACAACCACAUACUCAUCCACAUCCACAUCCUCAUCCACAACCACAUCCACAUCCUCAUCCACAACCACAACCACAGGCAGAUCCUCAUCCUCAUCCUCAUCCACAUCCACAUCCUCAUCCACAUUCACAUCCUCAUCCUCAUCCUCAUCCACAACCACAACCACAUCCUUAUCCACAACUGCAUCCUUAUCCACAACCACAUCCUCAUCCACAUCCUCAUCCACAACCACAUUGUCGUCCCCAACCACAUCCUCAUCCACAUCCACAUCCUCAUCCACAUCCUCACCCUCAUCCACAACCACAUCCUCGUCCAUAACCACAACCAUAACCACAGGCACAUCCUCAUCCUCAUCCACAACCACAUCCUCAUCCUCAUCCACAACCACAUCCUCAUCCUCAUCCUCAUCCAAAACCACAUCCUCAUCCACA